AUGAAAGAUGAUUACAUAGGAAUGCAUGCAACUGGUACAUUUCUCGUAACUCAUAAAGAUGAAGGAGUCGAAACUAUAAGGAGGUUGACUGGUAGAACAACAUCAAUUGCUGUUUCGUCAACACUUGAUACUUCUGCUGCAACAGUAAUAAACUCAGACUAUGCUAUCAGGUCGUAUUAUACAGAAAGUGAACGUCCAGAUAUGUCUGGCGUUGGAACAGUAACACUGUAUAACGACGCUGUAACGGUUGGAGUUGUGUUAGCUACAAUUACAACAUCUGAUAAUGACCCAGAGGACGCUGGAAGCCUCACGUUGACAAUAGAAUCAGCUACCAACAGUGGCACAAAUUAUUUUGAGUUUGUUUCUGAUGGAAUAAGGGUAAAAGCUUUACCACCUGUGAAUACAUAUAACCUUGAGCUUAAAGUAGAAGAUCCGUGCACCCUAUCACGAACCAGAACAGAAGUGAUUGAUAUACUCAAUAGACUUCCUGUUAUCAAUAACCUCCCAUAUUCUGUAUCAAUAUCAGAAGACACUGCAGACAAUACAUUGGUAUUUACCAUCAAUGCCACAGAUACAGUAACAGUUCCAGUACAAUGCAAAAAGACAGGAGGAGGAACGGUGCCAUUCUCGGUCUUGCAAAUUCCAGGUUCAACAGAUUAUGGAGUAUACAAGGAUGCAGGAGCCUAUCUUAACUAUGAUAUAACUUCAUCAUAUACAGUUACAGUAGAAUGCGAUGACUUAGAUGACAAAGUUGACGCUGAUCUGACCAUCAACUUAAUACAAAAUCAGGCUCCUGUGAUUCAGAGUUUACCUGAUAGUGUAAGUUUUCUGGAGGAUUGGAACACCAAUACUUUACUCCACAAACUUAAUGUUACUGAUGCGGAGAGUGACACAGUUACAUGUACACUGAAUCCAAUCAGUACUAUAUAUGAUGUAUCGCUUAUUCCUCCUUCAAAUAAUGGUAUGUAUUAA
Messenger RNA from Mytilus trossulus (common blue mussel), 972 nucleotides. RefSeq lists its product as uncharacterized. Gene Ontology annotation, molecular function: calcium ion binding. The record is from RefSeq and is a predicted model, not a curated record. Gene Ontology annotation, biological process: homophilic cell-cell adhesion. Gene Ontology annotation, cellular component: membrane. Bases 1 to 972 code for a protein of 323 amino acids. The transcript is spliced from 7 exons. Lineage: Eukaryota; Metazoa; Mollusca; Bivalvia; Mytilida; Mytilidae.